Amaranthus tricolor (Joseph's coat) is the source of this 1710-nucleotide messenger RNA. RefSeq lists its product as uncharacterized. The record is from RefSeq and is a predicted model, not a curated record. Lineage: Eukaryota; Viridiplantae; Streptophyta; Magnoliopsida; Caryophyllales; Amaranthaceae. The coding region runs from base 228 to 923 and encodes 231 amino acids. The transcript is spliced from 3 exons.
CCCGGCAAGAUUUUGAUCUAGAGAAUUCUAGAAAGCAACCGAGGCUUUUCCUUGCACUCCUUUUUACUGAAACAUAACUACAUCUUCGCUUUUCCGCUUUCUUCAUUCUUUUCGCGAUUGUCCUUGUGAUCACUGUUUGUUCUAGAACAUCCAAUUAAGGUUUCUCUAUUUCCCCGCAUUCUGCACUUUUGCGUCGAUUUAAUUUCCGCGGAUUUAAAAGGAAACAAAUGGAGAAUUACACUGAAAUUAAACUCAAACGUAAGGAUUUGGAAGAAUUUAAUUACGAUUUUUCCGAUUUCAGUCUCUCCGCUCCUGCUCGUAAAAUACGUCGUCUGGAUGUGGAUUUGUCACCGUUGAUGGAAGAGGAGGCAGAUGUUCAGAUGGGGUUAGAACAAGGGUUACCGGAAAGGACAGUGAUCAAUGGUUUGGGAAACCGAUUGAAGCCGGUGAUUGUUGAGGAACUGCCGUCUGUUCCGGAGAACGAUGAGAAAGCCAUUGUUUUGUUCCAACCGACGAACAAUAACCCUCUUGUAUGCUCUCAGGGAAUGUUUUCUGUUGAUGCAAAUCUGAUAUCCUGUUUUAAAAAUCAAGUUUUUUGGGGUAGCAAGCUCAACUCUUCAAGACUUAAAGAUGAGGAUGAUGAUAACGUUCAGGAUGAUGUAUGCAAAGCAGUCAUCCCUUGGGUACCUUCUCAUACACUCAACCCAUUACCAGAAAUACAAACGGAGGUGUCAGAUUCAAUGGAAGCAGAUGAAAUUGAGGCAUCAACUAUGGAGAUUGAGAAUGCAAAUGCAACAAAUGUUGGAUACAACAAUCUUUAUAGGCAUAACGACGGAAUGCAACAUCAAAUGCAUCAACAACUUCAUUGCAUGUUUCCUCAACCUCCUCAAAAUAUCACAACUCCUAUUGUGUGGUACAGGUGAUCGAUACUGUCAACUAACAAUGUAGGUUGAAAUUUGUAGGUUAGAAGAAGUUUUGUGUGCUCUGCCUGGAUGAAUUGAUGGACCUUCCGUAGUGUAAAUGUUUCACAGAACAGCAGCUGUUCUGCUUCAAGUACAGAAUUUUCAGAUGAUCUGGUUCUUCUUGUCAAGUGUGGAUGAUUCUGGAGGGAAUGUAGGCCGUUAAUAUUUUGUUAAAUUUUGGCAAUCUCUUAGAAAAGAUGGAGUAUUGCCAAUAAAUAGCUGACUAAGAGAAAACUCUGAAAAUGGGAUUUUUUUUCUCACUGGGAGAAGUAAUCGCCUUUUAGUUGAAGUUUGAUCUUUACUUAGCCCUAUCUUCUUUUGUGAGUCUAUUAAAAAAAAGUAUAUUAUGAUUGUGCAUUAUUGUUUAUGUCUCUUUAAUUUGAUACUCAUAAGUUAACAUUUGAAGUGAUAGCUUUCUGUUACUGUUAUAACAAAUUUAAAUGGAUAGCUAAAUAUUUAAUUUUGUUAUAUGUAGAGCUGUUCAAAACAAACCCGACCCGGAAUCGAAAAUUAUCCGACCUGAAAAAAUGGAAGUUUUUUAGGUUUACCGAACCGCAAUUACCCGAACCGAUACUUCACUCGAACCGUUUGAUAACCGAAAAGGGCAAAAUCGAACUCGAACUGCAACCGAAUUUUAUAACCGACAUAUAAACCUUAACCGAUGUUACCCGAACUGAACAGUGAUCGACCCGAGUCAAAUCCGACCCGAAUUAUGCACGUAACCGAAUGUAACCUGACUAAAACCGAU